AUGCUGCUUGGCGUCUAUGCCCUCCUGUUCGUCCUCCUCAUUGUUUACAUAGCAAACAAGGUCUACCUUUCACCGCUAUCUAAAAUCCCCGCCUCGCAUUGGUCUGCCAGAUUCAGUCCUAUCUGGUCUCUCUGGGUACGGUACCGAGGAACCGAGUUGUCUGAACUUGUCAAAGCCCACAGAAAGCACGGCCCAAUAGUUCAGGUUGGCCCCCAAGAUAUCAGUAUAAGUUCAUAUCAGGAUGGAAUACGGAAAGUCUAUGAUGCAGGAUUCGGGAAACCAUCCUCGUUUUACUCAUUCUUCAACUACUACGGGUUAGUUUAA
Trichoderma virens Gv29-8 is the source of this 324-nucleotide messenger RNA. RefSeq lists its product as uncharacterized. The coding region runs from base 1 to 324 and encodes 107 amino acids. The transcript has a single exon. The record is from RefSeq and is a predicted model, not a curated record. NCBI's taxonomy places the organism in Eukaryota, Fungi, Ascomycota, Sordariomycetes, Hypocreales, Hypocreaceae.